Homalodisca vitripennis (glassy-winged sharpshooter) is the source of this 781-nucleotide messenger RNA. RefSeq names its product juvenile hormone esterase-like. The record is from RefSeq and is a predicted model, not a curated record. Lineage: Eukaryota; Metazoa; Arthropoda; Insecta; Hemiptera; Cicadellidae. The annotation marks the transcript as partial. The transcript is spliced from 6 exons.
ACAGAGGUUUCUGAUCAAUGAGGGAAGGGCUGUGAGAGGAAAUAACGGAGGAAACCACGCCAUAAUCGAGAAGCCCGGACCACGUAGCUACCUUGUCGAGGAUCCCAGGCUGAGUUUCCAGGAUGGCAGGUUUCUGAAAGUUCCCAUGAUGAUUGGCGUCACUAAACAUGAAGGGAGUUUCUUUCUGGGCAAUUACAGUCCGAAAAGUAACAAGACUCCUUUCACGCAACACAGACUAAAAACUAUUAUUUUGAAGUGUUACAUGAAUUCAACAUUCAUGGACUUCAUACUGGAAAGAAAUAACGCAACAAAUAACACAGAUUAUCUGGUAAACGACUUUUUGAAAGCAACUCUCCAGUUUAGUGGAAUUGAUGACACAACGGGGGCAAUCACAGACGUUUUUCAAGACAAAUAUUUUAGAGUAGAAGAAAUUGGAAAUUUUACGGCAAUGGUACCAGGAUUGGUUGAUAUCUGUGGAGUAACAUUGCUGAAAGCGUGUACCCUGCAGCAAGCUAGACGAAACGCUCAUGUUCAGUCCACCUUCCUGUAUACCUUCAAUUACAGGGGACAGUACACCAAGUUUGGCUAUGGUGAUGAUGCGCAUCAUUAUCCAUUCCCUGGAGGGGUUGCGCACUCAAAUGAUCUCCUCUAUCUGUUUCCGAACACUGAAGGCUCGUUGAACAGUGCGGACAGAGAAGUCGCUAAAACUGUGGUGGAACUAUGGACCAGUUUUGCUUCUAACGGGCAAGUUGGGAUUUUACGCUAUUUUUCUACAAUUUAA